CUUAUAAUUACCGGUUGAAAGGAGAGAGAUUUCUCCGUUGUGUUUCUGGCAAUCUCCGUCUCCUUCUCCUCCUUUCCGAGAAGAUGCAGCUGCAGCAGCAGCAGCAGCAGCAAUAUCUCUUAGGAGCAAUCGUUGCUUCUAUUUUAGGGUUUCUCUUCUUGCUUUCUGCAUUGCAUGUGAAGACGAAGAAGAAGAAAGUGAAGGAGGAGAAGGAGAAGGAAAGAAAAUCCAUCUUGACUGAUGGAAGCCGCAGAUCUGAAGCCAGCUGUAGCAGCAGUUGUACGGAUGUGAUCGUCGUCGGAGCCGGCGUCGCGGGGUCUGCUCUCGCUUACACCCUUGGAAAGGAUGGGCGCCGAGUGCAUGUCAUUGAAAGAGAUUUGACAGAGCCAGACAGAAUUGUUGGGGAACUAUUGCAACCAGGUGGCUACCUGAAAUUGAUUGAGCUGGGCCUUGAGGAUUGCCUGGAGGAGAUUGAUGCGCAACGAGUGCUUGGGUAUGCUCUUUUCAAGGAUGGAAAGAGUACUAAAAUCCCAUAUCCUUUGGAAAAUUUUCAUUCAGACGUUUCUGGCAGGAGCUUCCAUAAUGGGCGUUUCAUACAGCGUAUGCGGGAAAAAGCUGCAUCUCUUCCCAAUGUCACGUUGGAGCAGGGAACUGCAACGUCCCUGCUUGAAGAAAAUGGGACUGUUCAGGGAGUACGAUACAAGAAUAAGGCUGGUGAAGAAUUCAGAGCAUAUGCGCCACUUACAAUUGUUUGUGAUGGUUGUUUUUCAAAUUUGCGGCGCACUCUCUGCAGCCCUAAGGUGGAUGUGCCAUCUUGUUUUGUUGGUUUGGUUCUGGAGAACUGUGAACUUCCAUACCCAAACCAUGGUCAUGUUGUUUUAGCAGAUCCUUCGCCUAUAUUGUUUUAUCCAAUCAGUAGUACGGAGGUCCGCUGUUUGGUUGAUGUACCUGGUCAAAAGGUACCUUCUAUCGCUAAUGGAGAAAUGGCAAACUAUUUGAAGACAGUGGUUUUACCUCAGAUCCCAGAUGAGCUUCAUGAUGCCUUUAUAUCUGCCAUUGAUGGAGGAAGCAUACGAACAAUGCCAAAUAAGAGCAUGCCAGCUUCUCCCCAUCCCACGCCUGGAGCCCUUCUAAUGGGGGAUGCAUUCAAUAUGCGCCAUCCUUUAACUGGUGGAGGAAUGACUGUGGCAUUGUCGGAUAUCGUUUUGCUACAGAACCUUCUGGAGCCUCUACAUGAUCUGAAUGACGCAGCUUCGCUGUGCAAAUAUCUGGAGUCCUUUUAUACCCUGCGCAAGCCAGUUGCGUCUACAAUAAAUACCUUGGCAGGCGCCCUAUACAAGGUCUUUUGUGCCUCACCUGAUCAGGCAAGGAAGGAGAUGCGCCAAGCUUGUUUUGAUUAUCUAAGCCUUGGGGGUGUUUUUUCAACUGGGCCAGUGGCAUUACUAUCUGGGCUAAACCCUUGCCCGUUGAGCUUGGUAUGCCAUUUCUUUGCUGUAGCUAUUUAUGGCGUUGGACGUCUAUUGUGGCCAUUCCCUUCACCCAAGCGUAUGUGGAUUGGAGCUAGAUUGAUUUUGGGCGCAUCGAAUAUCAUUUUCCCCAUUAUAAAGGCCGAGGGGGUGAGGCAGAUGUUUUUCCCUGCUAUGGUUCCAGCAUACUACAGAACACCUCCAAUUCACUAGAAAGUGAAGGCAUGACUCACAAAUCGAGGUAAAUAACAACUCUGAUGGUUACGAUCUGCGGCUACGGCAUUAAUUUGUGUUCGUAGUUGUCUGGUUAGAGAGGAUUUGUGUGUAACAUUUCACAUGUUGAGAUUGCUUUGGAACGGGUUAAGAUUGGUUCUUAACGUGUGUAUGUGUAAUAAUUUCAUUUGAGCUGGAAAUGCACUGAAAUUUGUUAUACAACACCCGAUUCUCUCUGGAAAUCAAGUUGCAGUUGCAAGCUUGGGAUUGGCAUA
This is a messenger RNA of Magnolia sinica, 1954 nucleotides long. RefSeq names its product squalene monooxygenase SE1-like. The transcript has 8 exons. Gene Ontology annotation, biological process: sterol biosynthetic process. Bases 84 to 1679 code for a protein of 531 amino acids. Gene Ontology annotation, cellular component: membrane; endoplasmic reticulum. NCBI's taxonomy places the organism in Eukaryota, Viridiplantae, Streptophyta, Magnoliopsida, Magnoliales, Magnoliaceae. Gene Ontology annotation, molecular function: flavin adenine dinucleotide binding; squalene monooxygenase activity. The record is from RefSeq and is a predicted model, not a curated record.